Molecule: messenger RNA, 1119 nt
Organism: Triticum aestivum (bread wheat)
Lineage: Eukaryota; Viridiplantae; Streptophyta; Magnoliopsida; Poales; Poaceae
Product: GATA transcription factor 17
Exons: 2
Coding region: 269-811 (180 amino acids)
Biological process (GO): regulation of DNA-templated transcription
Molecular function (GO): sequence-specific DNA binding; zinc ion binding
Source: RefSeq, a predicted model, not a curated record
AGACAGCUUUCUUUCUCGGCUAAGCUAAACCCUCACCCACAGCCGCAGCAGAGCAGAGGGAGAGUAGAUAAACCCAACCCAAACCCCUCCCUCUCUCCCUCCAUUCGAACCAAACCCGAGGGAGCCGCCGCCCGCGGAAUCCAAACUUUUUCCCUCCAUCCCCUUCCCCGCGCGAUCAAUCGAUCGCUUGAUCAAGCGCUUGAUCGAGCGAUCGGAGCCGAUCGGGGAGCAGCGGCGAUCAGGAAUCGAUCCGUGCUCCGCAUACAAGAUGUCGCCGGCGGAGAUGGAGUCCGACAAGGUCGUUGAGGCGGCGGCGGAUCCUGAGGAGCGAGGCGCUGGCGACCCCAAGGCCUGCGACGACUGCAACACCACCAAGACGCCGCUCUGGCGCGGCGGACCCAACGGACCAAAGUCGCUGUGCAACGCGUGCGGGAUCCGGUACCGGAAGAGGCGGCGGGUGGCCAUGGGGCUCGACCCGGAGGCCAAGAGGAAGCCCAAGAGGGACGACGCCGCCAUAUCCAUAUCCAAGGCAGCAGCCGAAGCAGCAGCACAGGCUUCUACUACCAAGGAGGAGGACACCAAGGCAGGGGACCAGAAGGCCGACGAUGAGAAGGCGGCCAAGAAGACCAAGAAGACGGCGACGACGCACACCGUGGAGCUCCACAUGGUUGGGUUCGCCAAGGACGCGGUGCUGAAGCAGCAGCAGCGGCGGCGGCGGCAGAUGCGACGGAGGAAGCCGUCGUGCCUGGGCGAGGAGGAGCGCGCCGCCAUCCUCCUCAUGUCACUCUCCUCAGGCGUAAUAUACGCCUGACCCAUCCUUAGUCUUUGAUCACCUGCACCUUUGAUGGGAUAGAUCCCAGAUGAAUAUGAAGAGAAUCGUUGAGUUAAUAAUCAUCUAUGUUAUGAUGAUGUGCUCCUAGAUUAGCAACCUACCUAUGUUGGUUGGUUGCUGCUUACCGUUCUUUCGUUGCUAGCUAGUUGUUGGUAGUGAGUGAGUACUUGAUCGUCGUCAUGUUACUGUUAAUGCCUGUUUGUGUUUGUCCUAAGUAUGUACCGUCUGACUUGAUCUGCAAUGCAAUGCAAUGCAAUGCUCUUCUCUUGUGUGAUGAUGCAUCUUAA